AUGUGGCUAUUAAGAUACCAGAAUACUUUGGCCUCUGGUCAAAUAUUAGAUGUAUCACGAUGCAUUAAGAGAUCAACAAACUACACUAUAGGUAGAUCUGGUAAAUGCACCUUUCCGAUUAAGAAUGACAAAAGUAUAUCACGUAAUCAUAUUUCGAUUGAAUGGGAAGGAGAUACAGUGAACAUUAUAAAUAGCGGGAAAUUAACUGCAAUAAAUGGUGAAUACAAAAAAGAAUCAGAAUUAUUUGCUUGCUCGAUAGCUGAUAAUCUCGAUUUAUCGAAAAGUAACAAUAGUACCAGUCAGCAAAUCAAUAUAUCUCUUGGUGUUUCACCAAUUGAAGUCACCCUAACCUGGAUUCCAUUAAAUGUGCUAAUACCGAAGAAAGUUGAUAUUCAUCAAUUUGAUCAACUAGAAGAAUAUGGAACACAAUAUGUAGAGGAAGCUUCUGUGAGUUCAAAUUUGUUGGAAAAUAUUAAUACAGUAUUAUUUAUAGAUGAUUUGACCGAUUCUAAAUACUACAGAGAAUUAUUUACAUACACAAAUGGAAUACAUAAUAUGACAUUAUCUGAAUUACAAAAUCUCCAGACUUGGAUGGAGGUCAAGAACAUUAAUUUUGAUGAAAAAUGGAGGAAUGAGAUGAAGUUUGAUUUAUUUGAAAUUGUAAAUAACAAUAAUGAUGAUGAUCUUAAUGAGAUACGAAAAAUCGCAGAGACGGUGAACUUCAUUCUGAUUGGAAAAACAGAUGAAACAAACAAAUUAUACCUAGAUAAUGCAAUAAGAAAAAUACAUGGGACUACCAAAAGCUACGAGAAUAUUAAGGAUCUGAAGGAAAGUUUACCUCGAGAAAAUUUUGGAGAGAGAAUUAUUGUGAUUAAACUAGCAGAAACACAAAAUCUGGAAAUAUUGCAAUCUUCCAAUAUAAAUAUUAUAAAUAUUGAUAAUUUUGUUAAACAUUUACGAUCGAAAAAACUUGAUGAAUUCAUUACCCCGUUAUCAAAUAUAAAACUAGCAUUUAUUUCAUAUGAAAAGGCUGAGCAACAGACUAAUGAUCCUAUAAUCAGUGAAAAUGAUGAUAAACCUACUACCAUACAUCGUAUAAGUGAAUCACAAGAGCCAAAUCCAAUGCCGACUAAAAGGAGAAGAAUAACCCGUCCUAAGAUAAAACCUUUGAAUAGCCUGAGCUUCUUUGCUGGUGGUGGAGACUUAUCAGGAGAGGGAAAGGAAGAGGUAACAAUGCCAAUUGUGGAUGAAACCAAAAGUCCUGCGAAUAAAGAUGUCAUUCAAACAAAAAUUUCUAAAUUAAACACAACAAGCACAGAUGAAACUAUGUCAGAAAAUCUUGAUAAGAGUAAAUCUAAAAUACCUAUGGAACCUAAUUCAUUUGCGGGAAUCGACAAACCGAAUGAAGGGCAAUUAAACAUAGAAACAAAUGAUAUAUUUACGAAAACGAAUAAUGAUCCAAAACAUUCAACUAUUAUUGAGGAAGAGAGCAUUCCUAUGGGUGCUUUUAAAAAUAUUGUUGAAAAUAGCUCUUCCCUUGCUAAACAUCGUUCUGAAGAGAAAGUGACCUCUAUGCCAGUCUCAUUAGAUUCAAACCGUGCAUUAAUGGAAAGGCCACGAACACUGGUAGAUGUCAUUCAAUCUACAAAAUCUAAGGAAGUGGAAAGAUUGAAAACAAAUAUUGUGGAGGUACGCCCUGAGGAGUUAACAGAAGGUGCAUUAAAUGAAUUUGCUAAUUUGGAAAUUGAGGAAAACCCGUCUUUAAUAGUGAGACGUGAUGAGCCUCAUUCAGAAGCCACCUUAGGUCCUUGGCAAGGGCGUAAGAAUUUUAAGAAGUUUGUUAAAGUUUCCCGUUCUUCAAGGAGCGGUAACGAUUCAAUAACGAAUAAUGCAUAUUUAAUUACAAGAAGUUACAUUGACACGAAGUCGUACGAUGGUAAACCAAGGAAAUCCGCCACUGAAAUUUGCGACCACAUUGGUGAAACACGAAAUGACAGUAUAGAAGAUAAAAGUUUAGAUAGUAAUGGAGGAGAAUCAAUUAAUACCCUUAGAAAUAGCAAAUAUGAAGGAGAAGGAUAUACUCCUCAAUGUACUGUUCCUCAAAACAAUAACAUGGAUAAUAGUGACUCAGAAAAUGAAUCUAAUUCUUUUAGCUUUUCAAGAUCUAAUAAUAGUUCUAAUGCGUUAUUUGUUACUAACGAAGAAGAAGAGGAAGAAGAAAAUGUAAGGGACCAGGUUAAUAAUAGUAACCUUACAACGUCAAUAACUCCUGUUAGGACUCCCGCAUCUUCAAGAGUUCAAAAAUUGGCGUCGACGAUUGAUGUUUCGGAUUCGGACUCUGAUGAUUCGGAUGACGGUCCUAAUUUCAAAUUUAGAAGGAUGGCAUGA
Molecule: messenger RNA, 2388 nt
Organism: Maudiozyma saulgeensis
Lineage: Eukaryota; Fungi; Ascomycota; Saccharomycetes; Saccharomycetales; Saccharomycetaceae
Source: the annotation of a GenBank genome assembly